AUGAAGAUGAGACCUUUCUCUGUCUCCAAGAGCUCAGUAGGGAGCUCCUCCCUUCUUGGUUACACCAUAAUCUUCAUUUCUCUUCUUGUUCACAAGUUGGACUCAGCACACUUCUCAGUGAUUGGACCCGAUCACCCUGUCACCGCUUCUGUAGGUGAUGAAGUCAUAUUAGCCUGUCGUCUGUCACCCAGCAUGAGUGCUGAGAACAUGGAGGUGCGAUGGUACCGGGCUCAGUUUUCUUCAGUUGUGCACCUGUACCGUGAAGGGAAGGAUCAGUAUACUGAGCAGAUGUUAGAAUAUCGGCAAAGGACAGAGUUUCUGAAAGACGGCCUGGCUGAUGGAAGAGUUGCCUUGAGGAUAGGCAAUAUCAGACUCUCUGAUUCAGGGCUGUACACGUGUUUCUUUCGAUCAGAGUUCUCAUAUCAAGAAGCUGCAUUGGAACUACGGGUAUCAGUUUCAGGUAUUAAUCCCCUGAUCUCUAUUGAGGGUUACCAGGACGGAGGUAUCCGAAUGGUGUGUCGAUCAGGUGGAUGGUUUCCAGAGCCUCAGUCACUGUGGAAGGACCUCAAAGGACAGCCUCUCCCAUCAUUGCCUGCAAAAUACUUCCGUGAUGAAAAUGGCCUGUUUCAGACUGAAUCUGUCCUUAUUGUAAUAAAAACUUCCAACCAGAAUCUGACCUGCACAAUCAGAAACAACAUCCUGAACGAAGAAGAGGUAUCAAGCGUUUAUAUAGCAGAUUCUUUUUUCCCAAAGGUCUCCCACGUGACUGUGAUUCGCCUGUCACUAAACCUGUUGGUUUUGGGGUUUUUCAUUCCUUUGACUAUUUACUAUAUAUGGAAGCAACACAAAGAAAAAGCUUCUCUGCACUCUAAAUUGAAAGUCUUUGAAGAUAAACAACGAUUUCAGGUGGAGAAAGAGAAAGAAAAAUAUCUUUCAGGAUUUGUGCUCAGAGAAGCCCGAAGAUUUGCAGUGGACGUGACUCUGGAUCGAGAAACAGCACAUUCUGAACUCUGGGUGUCAGAGGACCUCAACAGUGUGAAAUGUGCAGACACAACGGGGGAACAACCUAAAGAUCCGAACAUUGUUGAUUCUUAUCGCUGUGUCCUGGGCUCUGAGAGAUUUAACUCUGGGAGACAUUAUUGGGAAGUGGAGCUUAAGAACAAGACUAUGUGGCACUUGGGGGUUUGUGCUGACUCAGAAAACAGGGAGAGGUACAAAAGUAUAGCACCUGAAGGUGGAUACUGGGCCAUAAGGUUGUGGAAUGGAGAAUACAAAGCCCUGUCCACUCCUCGGACAACAAUCACCUUGGAAAUGAAACCCACGAGGGUUGGGAUUUUUCUGGACUAUGAGGCAGGAGAGCUCUCAUUUUACAAUUUGUCUGAUGACUCCCAUAUCUACACUUUCAAAUACAGCUUCUUCGGGACACUCCGGCCUUUCUUCAGUCCAGGUAUACAUGGAUCUAAAGAGGAUGCUCCCCUGACCAUCUGCCCAGUUACAGACUGGUAA
Emys orbicularis (European pond turtle) is the source of this 1506-nucleotide messenger RNA. RefSeq names its product butyrophilin subfamily 1 member A1-like. NCBI's taxonomy places the organism in Eukaryota, Metazoa, Chordata, Testudines, Emydidae. Bases 1 to 1506 code for a protein of 501 amino acids. Gene Ontology annotation, cellular component: external side of plasma membrane. The record is from RefSeq and is a predicted model, not a curated record. The transcript has 9 exons. Gene Ontology annotation, biological process: T cell receptor signaling pathway; regulation of cytokine production. Gene Ontology annotation, molecular function: signaling receptor binding.